This is a messenger RNA of Microsporum canis CBS 113480, 888 nucleotides long. RefSeq lists its product as hypothetical. Bases 1 to 888 code for a protein of 295 amino acids. The transcript has a single exon. Lineage: Eukaryota; Fungi; Ascomycota; Eurotiomycetes; Onygenales; Arthrodermataceae. The record is from RefSeq and is a predicted model, not a curated record.
AUGACGAACGAUCAACCAUAUACUACGGCUGGCGCCGCCGCAGAGGGCUUCCAGCUCCUCCAUCGCGAGAACAACGCCGCGAACUACGGGUAUCGUGAAGCCAAUCGUUUGAACCUUCAGCAUUUUCUCUGGAGAGAAAGCCUUCAGUUUAAUACCCACCCUUCAGUUCUCCCCUGCCUUGCCCCCGGUCCUUUGAGCAUAGCCGAUGUCGUCUGUAGUACUGGACUUUGGCUGAUAGAUACUGCACGCGAACUGCCUCAUGCACAACUCGACGGACUCGAUUCUAAUCUAACUCUCGCCCCUCAGAAGCACUUGUUACCAUCAAACAUUGCCCUUUAUGAGUGGGAUGUCUUCCAGAGCCAGAGCACUGUUCCCUCCGAGCUGGUGGGCAAGUACGACUUGGUCCACGUCCGCUCCCUGGCAACGAGACUGGCGGAGAAGGACCUCAAGCCCGUCAUCCAGCGUCUAUAUCAGCUGCUCAGGCCCGGUGGUUGCUUACAGUGGGAUGAAUCAGACUACACCAACAUGUGUGUUAAGAAUGCCGAUCCUGCAUCAGAAGCACCGGCCCUCACGGAACUUCUUAAGCUGUGGUAUUCAGACGGCCACUAUAACUGGACGCGAGCAUUACCCCAGCUGCUAAGAGAAGGGGGAUUCCAGGUCCCUGUAGAUGAAUAUUUCGAUGCCAAAACCGAGUUAGUCAAGGCAUUCCAUGACCUGCACCUUUUGACUCUGGAUGAGUUUGCACUGGCAAUCAUUCGCAUGGGGAAACACGAGGCGGCUGCUCAGAUAUUCAAGAUGGUCAGUGAUAGUGUCGAAGAACACAGGCGAGGCGCAUCGUUAUCUAUUCCACAGCUUGUGGUCGUCGCGAUCAAGCCGACUGUUGUGUAG